UUUGAAUUUAAAAAAAAAAUCAAAACUGCACGACAACUCAUUGCAGUGUGACUAUUCAAUUGGUGAAGAUGAACCUGCUGAAUUUGUUGUUCUGUUCUUCGCUGGUUACAUUUGCAAUUACUGAAGCCACACUGGAUUUAUCGAACUUAGAUCUCAGAAAUGUGAAAUUCUUCAAAUAUCCACAACAUACCCGAACUGGAGAGAGAAUUUAUGGUCGUCAUCAACCAUUCAACAUAAUCGAUCCAUUUGAUAACUUCAACCGGAUCAAAGCGAUGAUGGCCUAUUUUGCAGAGGUUAUUCUCGGUGGAUCUAAAUACCAACGUGAUAUUGCCGUGUACUUUCAUCCCGACACCGGUGCUAAAUCCCGUUUCAAUUACCAGCAAAAGUUUGGAUAUCGUGGUGAACGAUUGAUAGCUGCCCUGGGAAAUGGAUUCCACAAAUUUGACUUUGCUCAGCAUAAGAAGUGGACGAAAUAAAAACUCGUUUCGUAA
Messenger RNA from Bradysia coprophila, 491 nucleotides. RefSeq lists its product as uncharacterized. The record is from RefSeq and is a predicted model, not a curated record. NCBI's taxonomy places the organism in Eukaryota, Metazoa, Arthropoda, Insecta, Diptera, Sciaridae.